AUGGCGGCCACCAGCCCUGUCAGAGAGCCUGAGGGUGGAAUCCAAGACUGCAAGGAGAAGAAGCCAGAGAAAGAGCAGGCAGCUGUGGGGGUGACUGUGGAAGAGGACGCCCAGGCUACAAACUCUCCCCAGGAUCCACAGUCCCUGAGGAAGGAGGCCCAGGAUCAGGGGCCCUUGGGUAUCAAGUUUGAGCUGCACCCACUGUUGACCAGGUGGGCUCUGUGGUUCUCCAAGAAUGACCGCACCCGGGCCUGGAGGGAUAACCUGCACCUGGUCACCAAAUUUGACACCGUGGAGGACUUCUGGGCGAUAUACAACCAUAUCAAGCUGGCCAGUAAACUCUCUUCAGGCUGCGACUAUGCCCUGUUUAAGGAUGGCAUUGAGCCCAUGUGGGAAGACAGCAAGAAUAAGCGAGGUGGCCGCUGGCUAGUCAGCCUGGCCAAGCAGCAGCGCCACAUGGAGCUGGACCGCCUGUGGCUGGAGACACUGCUCUGCCUGAUUGGGGAGAGCUUUGCGGACUACAGCCAGGACGUUUGUGGGGCGGUCAUCAACAUUCGUACCAAGGGGGACAAGAUCGCCGUGUGGACGAGGGAGGCUGAAGAACAGGCUGGCGUGCUGCACAUUGGGCGUGUCUAUAAAGACCGUCUAGGCCUCUCCACAAAGACCAUCAUCGGCUACCAGGCCCAUGCAGACACGGCCACCAAGAGCAACUCUCUAGCUAAGAACAAGUUUGUGGUGUGA
Condylura cristata (star-nosed mole) is the source of this 741-nucleotide messenger RNA. RefSeq names its product eukaryotic translation initiation factor 4E family member 1B (gene EIF4E1B). Gene Ontology annotation, cellular component: eukaryotic translation initiation factor 4F complex; cytoplasm. NCBI's taxonomy places the organism in Eukaryota, Metazoa, Chordata, Mammalia, Eulipotyphla, Talpidae. Gene Ontology annotation, biological process: translational initiation. The transcript has 7 exons. The record is from RefSeq and is a predicted model, not a curated record. The coding region runs from base 1 to 741 and encodes 246 amino acids. Gene Ontology annotation, molecular function: translation initiation factor activity; RNA 7-methylguanosine cap binding.